AUGGAGAAUUUAAAGCAAAACAAUCAAAAAAAAAUCAAAACCAACACCGCGCAAGCGGCGAAGCGACCCGUCAGGGUAGAAGAAUGUGAGGGCGGGAGAUCAGCUGGUGGACCCCCGACCGUAGCACGGGAGGGGGGGAAACCAGAGGAUGGACCCCCAAACAUUGAAGAGGGUGGAACUCUGAGCUCCGACGAGGAGACCAGAGGAGCACGACGAGAAGCUAGGGAGGGUACUCCAGAUGUCCUACAACUGGGGGGCCUCACGCUGCAGGAAGAGGAGCUGCUGCGUUCGCCAAAGGGAAGGGAAACCGAAAGGGAAGCUACACCGGUGGUGAACGAGCCGUUCCAUAAGUAUGAGUCCAAGGCGCAGAAGAGGAAAGCCAAGGAACUUAGGAGAAAGGCGGCGAUUGCUGGGGAAAGGGGUGGCGUUCCAGGGAGUAACACCAAAGGGGAUGCCAAACCUGGCCCGAGCAAACGUGGCCUGAAGAUGAAAAGGCAGAGCACUGAUGAGGGUCGCUCGGAGCGUCCUCCGGCGAAGCGCCAGAAUCAAGGCAAGGCUGCUGCAGAGGGACCACGGAACGUCGCGAAGGCGAACCGAGGUCUGGCUGUGGCAGUGUGUCGCGAGGAUGGCGUUUCGGUGGACGAGGCUCUAGCGAAGCUCAUCAGGAAGAAGCUUACGCAGCUGAUCGAGGUGGUCGUCCUCAAGGUUGUAAGGGGGGAGCCUGGCUUAGUAGCACCUAGAUUCGCUACGUCGGGGUUGGUGUCGGAAGGAUUCUUCCUUGUGACACCAAAAUCGACGGAGUCGAGGGAGUGGCUGCUAAGUCAGGACUUCGGAGAGCUGGACGGGCACAAGAUCAGCGUGCGUAAGCUGGAGCAGACCAGGGUGCAGGUCUGGGUUCCGGGCGAUGCGGAGACGGAGUAUGUAAAGGAGUUCCUUUACGCUCAGAACCCGGAUCGACCGGAGCUCAGGAUCCUGGAAUGGAAGGCGGCUGGAAGGGACGCUCUGGAGCUAGGGACCAGACUAACCUUCUUGGUUCCGGAAGGAGUUGAGGAGAACUGGGGCGAGGAGAAGACUAAAGUGCUGGACUUCUCAGCUACCAGCGUAAGAGUUAGGAUCUUGAGGGCAAACACAAAUCAACAACCCUCAGAUCCUAAAAACGAAGAACCCGAGCUGAAGCAGGAGAGUGCUGUACCGGGCGAUAUCCAUACGGAGGGGACGGAGAGUAUGGAUGUCGUCGACGGAAGUGAACUCUCCGGGUAGCAGCUAGGGGACAGCGACACUAUACACCAAACAACACAAUGAACACACAAAGAACACUACACAAACACCAACACACAAAAACACACAUAAACAUAUGCCAAGUAAACCUCCAACACUGCAAGGAUGCAAUGUCCGAGCUAGGACAAUUCGUUAGGAGGGCUGAAGUUGAUAUAGCACUGCUGCAAGAACCUUAUGCAUGGAAGAAUCAGGUGGCAGGCCUGGGACAUCUGGGGGGUGCUCUCCACUACGAAGGGAAUGAGACCUCGUGGUGGUGGAGACACACUUCACGACGAAAGAAGGGAGAAGAUACAAGGUGGCGCUGGCGUCCUGUUACAUGCCGGGCGACGGAGUGGCACCGACAAAAGAACUAGAAGAAACGGUACUUAGGUACACAGGAAAACAAGAAGAUUUGAGGAGAAUGGUGAGGGAAUGCCGCCGGGACAGUAACCUGCAGCUCCGACUCCAGGGAAUCGGG
Cydia splendana is the source of this 1735-nucleotide messenger RNA. RefSeq lists its product as uncharacterized. The record is from RefSeq and is a predicted model, not a curated record. Lineage: Eukaryota; Metazoa; Arthropoda; Insecta; Lepidoptera; Tortricidae. Bases 1 to 1260 code for a protein of 419 amino acids. The transcript has 3 exons.